This is a messenger RNA of Schistocerca nitens (vagrant locust), 3501 nucleotides long. RefSeq names its product elongation factor-like GTPase 1. The record is from RefSeq and is a predicted model, not a curated record. Gene Ontology annotation, cellular component: ribonucleoprotein complex; cytosol. NCBI's taxonomy places the organism in Eukaryota, Metazoa, Arthropoda, Insecta, Orthoptera, Acrididae. The transcript is spliced from 20 exons. Bases 207 to 3356 code for a protein of 1049 amino acids. Gene Ontology annotation, biological process: cytosolic ribosome assembly. Gene Ontology annotation, molecular function: GTPase activity; GTP binding; ribosome binding.
UCUUGCGACGAGAGCACAGAUCUUUGAGAUAUUAAAACUUUGAAAUAACAAAGGAGAGCCGGUAAACUUCGGUCGGCGAUAUUUGGGGCAGAAGAGUUGUGUGGUGUUGCAGUAACCCACAUUAAAGGUGUAAAUAAAUGACAGUAUACAGAAGUGAGUCACUGGAGGCUGAAAAUAUUGUGAGACAAGAAGGAAUUUGAUGCAAGAUGAGGUUAGUUAAUGCCGAGAAAUUGUCUCAGUUGCAAACAAAAACUGAUCACAUACGCAAUAUAUGUAUCAUUGCACAUGUAGAUCAUGGGAAAACAACAUUAGCAGAUUCACUAGUUGCUAGUAAUGGGAUAAUCUCACCGAAGAUGGUAGGAAAACUCAGGUACAUGGACAGUCGUAAAGAUGAGCAGGAGAGGGGAAUUACAAUGAAGAGUAGCUCCAUUGCUCUCCUGUAUACUAUAGGCAAAGAAGAAUUUCUUGUGAAUUUGAUUGAUUCACCUGGCCAUGUAGAUUUUUCCCUGGAGGUUUCAACAGCUGUUCGGCUAUGUGAUGGAGCUAUAGUUGUUGUUGAUGUAGUUGAGGGAGUUUGUCCUCAAACAAGGGUUGCUUUGAGACAAGCAUGGCUCGAAAAUAUUGUUCCAGUCUUGGUGCUGAAUAAGAUUGAUCGACUCAUUCUGGAGAUGAAGUUGUCUCCAUUAGAUGCUUAUGUGCAUCUGACACAAGUACUUGAGCAGGUGAAUGCAGUGGUGGCACAGUUGUUUACAACAGAAAUCCUUGGAAAAUCUGCAUCAGAUUCAUCUUCUGUAACUAUUGGAGGCCUCUAUGACUGGACUACAGGUCUGGAAGAUAUUGAUGACUCAAAUAUUUAUUUUUCACCGGAGAAAGGGAAUGUUGUCUUUGCAAGUGCAAUUGAUGGAUGGGGCUUCAGUUUACAUGACUUUGCAUCUUUGUAUGCAAAAAAAUUGGAAAUUUCUGAGGAUGAACUACUGAACUGUCUUUGGGGAGACUACUACCUCCAUGGUAAAACACGUAAACUGAUGCCUGGAGCUCAGGAGAAAGCAAAAAAACCUAUUUUUGUGCAGUUUGUGUUGGAGAAUAUUUGGUCAUUGUAUGACACCAUUAUUGUAAGAAAGGAUAAGGAACGACUGCAAAAGAUUUGUGAGAGUUUGAAUGUCAAAUUAACGACUAGAGACUUGCGUCAUACAGAUGGCAAGGUACAGCUACAAGCAGUCUGCUCUCAGUGGUUACCUCUCUCUUCAGCUAUUCUUGAUAUGGUCUGCACGAAGUUACCUUCACCAUCUCAUAUUUCUCAGGAAAAAGCAGAAAAACUUAUGUGUUCACACACACAGAGGUUUGACACACUUCCUGUACCAACACAAGCCCUACGAUCUGCUUUUAUGGACUGUAACAGCAGCAAGGAAGCCCCACUUAUUGUUUUCGUGUCAAAAAUGUUCCCUGUGGAGAGGAAAAAUCUUCCUGAAAACCAAGCAAGACCUUUGACUGCAGAGGAAAUAGCACAACGUCGCGAACAAGCAAGACAUAGACAUGCUCAAAAAUCACUUGCAGAAGUGGAUUCAGAAGGAAUGAGGCCACUAAGUGACACUGAAGCACAACAAACAAAGAACAAAGAGGAUACAGAGGACAUUAAAGUUGAAGACACUAAACCUGGUGGGCAAGAAAGUGAAGAUGUAUUUAUGGCAUUUGCAAGGGUAUAUAGUGGUACAUUAAAAGUUGGAGAAGAUGUCUUUGUCUUGGGACCCAAGCACAACCCACAGACAGCACUAGAAAAGGAAGAAAAUAAGGAAGAAGUGGAUCCUAGUCUCACCUUGAAGGAUUUGAAACCUGGGCAGCACUUAACAAGAGCUCGGAUUUGUCAGCUGUACAUUCUCAUGGGACGAGAGUUAAUGCCUGUAACAGAAGCACCUGCAGGAAAUGUAAUAGGUAUCAGUGGUUUAGAGGAACACAUCCUGAAGUCAGCAACAUUAAGUUCCACUGUUGCUUGUCCUGCAUUUACAGAGCUGUUAGUGAGUGCUGCUCCUAUUCUCCGAGUUGCUGUAGAGCCAGCACACCCACAGGACAUGCCAGCUCUAGUCAAUGGCUUGAAGCUGUUGAAUCAAGCUGAUGCAUGUGUUCAGGUAUUUGUGCAGGAAACAGGUGAACAUGUGCUAGCCACUGCUGGAGAAGUUCAUUUAGACAGGUGCAUAAAUGAUCUCAGAGAAAGGUAUGCAAAAGUGGAAAUAAGUGUCUCUGAACCAAUAGUUCCUUUCCGUGAAACUGUUGUGGAACCACCAACAGUUGACAUGGUGAAUGAGGCCAUAAUAGAGCAAAGUAGUGCUUCUAGGAAAGAAGUUGGUGCUAAUGAAGACGGAUCUGUGGUAAUCACAACAGCAAAUAAACAGUGUACAGUGAAAAUCAAAGCUGCACCACUACCAACUGAAGUGACACUAUUACUAGAGGAAAACUCAGAGUUGCUCCGAGCUAUGGACCAUAGCUUAGCUGCAGGAACUUUAUCAGGGCGGACCAUUGAAACAAUAAAACUUUUACGUAAGAGGCUGGAAGAUGCUUGGAACAAGAAGUCUAUUGAUUCUGUGUGGAGCCUUGGUCCCCGUCGCUGUGGUCCAAAUGUCCUUCUGAACUGUGUUGCUGGCUACAACCACACUUCUAUUUGGGAUCCUACACCACCUUCAGAGGUGAUAUCUUCAGAGUCAGACUCCAGGUCAGAACAUGAGAGCAGUUUUGUUAAUGGAUUCCAAAUGGCAACUUUAGCAGGUCCUCUCUGUGAAGAACCUAUGAUGGGGGUAUGCUUUGAAAUUCUGGAAUGGAGUAUAAAGGCUUCUCCAGUAAGCUCAGAUGUAACACAACCCUUUGGUCCAUUUUCUGGUCAGUUAAUGUCAGCAGUGAAGGAAGGCUGCAGAAAGGCAUUUCAAGCCCAACCUCAGAGGCUAAUGGCUGCUAUGUACAAAUGUUCCAUACAAGCAAAUGCAGAAGUGCUGGGCAGGAUGUACGCGGUGCUGGGCCGGCGGCAGGGCCGCGUGCUGCACGGUGACAUGACGGAGGGCUCCGCCUCCUUCACCAUCGAAGCCGUGCUGCCCGUCGUCGAGAGCUUCAACUUUGCCGCCGAGAUCCGCAAGCAGACAUCCGGGCUGGCCAGCCCGCAGCUCGUCUUCAGCCACUGGGAGGUGAUCGACAUAGACCCGUUCUGGCGGCCGAACACGGAGGAGGAGCUGCUGCACUUCGGGGAGAAGGCGGACUCGGGCAACCGCGCCCGCCAGUACAUGGACGCCGUGCGCCGCCGCAAGGGGCUGCCCGUCGAGCGCAAGAUCGUCGAGUUCGCCGAGAAGCAGCGCACGCUCUCCAAGAACAAGUAGGCGGCUGGACUGACAGCCGCACGUGAUCGCCUCGCGACGCUAAAAACAGCCACCAGAGACGUAUUAUACCAUACAUGUGUUGUUUUCUUUUUUUAUGAGCCUUUUGUACGAGAAAAUAACUUUUAAAUAAAUAUUGCUCAGCUUA